Molecule: messenger RNA, 1563 nt
Organism: Symbiodinium necroappetens
Lineage: Eukaryota; Dinophyceae; Suessiales; Symbiodiniaceae
Source: the annotation of a GenBank genome assembly
AUGAUGAUUCUGCCGUUGCUUCCUUACAUAGCCACUCAGAUGAGCGGUUCUGCCUUUGCGGUUGGCUUGAUGCAGUCGUUGUACAGCUUAAUGCAGGUCUUCGGGACAAUGGUGUUGGGCGCGCUGUCUGACGGUUUGGGUAAGCGCAGGAUUCUGCUGGUGAGCUUGUUCAGCUCCUCCGUAUUUCUGCUGGCCUGCGGGCUCGCUGCAUCGCUGUCGCAGCUACUCUUUUUCCGUGCCUGCCACGGCUUCUUCUCGGGCACCGUUUGCAUUUGCCAGGCCAUUGUGGCCGAUGUCACGGGGCCAGAGGAGAGAGUGGGCAAGAUGGCCUGGAUAAUGGCUGCCUAUGGAGUUGGUGUCGUCCUGGGACCUGGAAUUGCAGGCUUUGUCGCGCCUUUUGGCAUGUUGGCAGUGUGUGCAACGGCCGCUCUCUGCACGCUCAUCAACUUCUUGCUGGCUGCGCGGCAGCUGCCGCAGGACGGAAUGAAGGAGCAGGCGCCGCUGAAGGAAGCUGAAGAAGACGGCGGGCAGGCGGCGGCACGAAGCACAGCCGCUGUGUGGAAGCGGCUCUUGCAUGUGCUGCUCGCCGACCCCGUUCUUGGAGCAGUUUGCUGCAUCAGCCUUCUUCAGGAGUUUGCCAUGGGCAUCUACAUGGGCGUCUCGCCCUUGCUGUUCAAGGAUGUGUAUGGCAUCACCGCAAGCCAGCUGGGAAUCAUCUUCUGCGUCGCUGGCACCAGCAUGAUUGUCUUCCAGGGCUUUGUGGUGAGCCGAUUUGUGCGCAUCGUCGGCAAGCCAGCAAGCAUUCUCUGUGGAUGUACCUUGCGCCUGCUCUUGUACAGCUGCCUUGCGGCAUUCAGCCAGCCAUUGCUGCCAGUACUCUCUGCAGUAUGCGUGGUGGCUGGCGGUGCCCUGGUUGAUCCGUGCGCAGCAAGCCUAACCAGUGACAGGGCCCCCAAGGGUCUCAGCGGCGUCUUCAUGGGCGCCUACCAGUCUGCUGCCUCCGUGGGGGCCUUCCUUGGGCCAGUCACUGGCGGAUUGCUUUAUGGUUUUUCGAAGGCGUUUCCUUACGAGGUUGCAUCAGUGGCAUGCUUGGCAUGCUUGCCGGUUGUCCAAUUGUUGUGGAUGCGUGCUAGGUCCAAAGAUCGACAUGGCCCAUCACCGAGCCCCCAACCUGCAGCGACUUCCGAUGCACUCCUGGACAAAGAUGGCCAGGCCGAUGAGGAUUUUGUGAAUCUGCAGGAGGCGUCUCCCUCCCUGUCUCGUGCAAUGACGCGGCUCAGGUCAGUUGCCGACCUUCGUGCAGACAUGUUCCAGUUGCCCUUGCCGACGUCCCAGCGCGCAGACCGCAGCCUGCGGCACAUGGAUCGAAUCGUGGAGGAUUCCUCUGAGCAGCUUCAGCUCAAAGAUCGUUCCAGAACCGAGGCUUUCUCGCAACAGCGUUCAAGGCGAGCGCUCAGCAGCGGCCUGGAGAAAGAGAUCCUCAGGCGAUACUCCAUGGACGCCCUCGACAGGUUCAUGCCGAGCAAUUGGUCGACAGAAGACUUCCCGUGCGAAGAGAGUUAG